AUGGCACUCGCACAUGAUAUCUCGUGCGCGUCGAGCUUCAGCUCUGUUGCAGACGGGCGCUGCAAGGAGGCGGAGGUGAGCCCAGUUGAGAUAGCAGCUGUGUGGCUACACAAGGCGACGAAAGGCAGUGACAAAUGGCUCGAUGGCUGUUCGCGACGCCAGCUGCAGUACUACAUGCUGCGGAGGAAGCUCCGGCCAUUGACGAUGGCUGUGAAGCACAUCUACUUGUUGCUAGCCAUCUUUGAGGAGCCCUCCUGGUGCUUGGCAGAGAGUUCUGAUGCUGAGGAUGGCGUGUGUAUCGAACAGCAUCGAACUUCUCUGCCUGUGUUACUUGGUGAUGGCAUUCUGGAUGCGCAGCCAGUCAGGCCCACGGUGCCUGCUGCAUGA
Symbiodinium sp. CCMP2592 is the source of this 387-nucleotide messenger RNA. The record is from the annotation of a GenBank genome assembly. Lineage: Eukaryota; Dinophyceae; Suessiales; Symbiodiniaceae.